GAAAGGCCCGUGAAAAUACUAAACUGUUCACAGUCAACAGUCAGUCCCUGGUGCUGAACAACAGAAGGAAGAGCAACUACUGUAAAGUGUCUGAUAAAGAGAAGAAUAUUUGUUUGAUUAUAAGGUUUUGUCUGAUAAAGUGACAAAUACUGUAAGAAAAUCAUGGGUAAGAAGAAAGAUAAAGAAUGCACUCAUGGCAGUGACCACCAAACUCGGUCUGCGUCAGUAGAAGCUCAGAGUCAGCCUCAGGACUCAGCGAUGAACACAGUCAAGAAACCCAAGAAGCAUAAACAUAAGAAAUCCUCCAAGAAGGAAGAGGUCGAGAGGAUCAUCAACGUAGAAGAUAUUGAAGAUGUGGACAUCUCUGUGGAUGAUAUUGAUGACUCGCCAACACAAGGCUUGAAACUGAAGAUUAAGCUGCCUGACUCUUCACCAGAAAAACCAACCACGCCAAAAUCUGUCAAGGUAAAAUCAGAGAAGACGAAGACAUCAGGAUCCAAGAAGAGUGGUAAGAAGAAGGAUGGUAAGGGGGAAGACGACACAGAUAGUGAAGAAGAACGCUGGCUGGAUGCUAUUGAGUCUGGCAAGUUAGAAGAGGUUGAUGAUGAACUAAAGAGGAUGAAGAACCCUAGACUGAUGACUGCUCGACAGCGGGCGAUGUUAGAAAAGGAAAAGAAGAGUGAUGGGACAGAUGACACAUUCCCAGUUAUACCAGCUGAGCCUCUUCUGUCACUUCCCUCAGGUUUUAAAGAGAAAGUUAUCACACAAGAAAUGCUGGCCAAAAAAGCCAUGAAAACACAAAAGAGAAGAGAACAGGCACAGGAAAAGAGGGAGGAAGAUAAGAAAAAAACAGUUGACCGACUACUGAAAAAGCAAGAUUCAAAAGUAGGCAAAAUUAGCAGACUUAAAUUCUCAAAAAAGGAAAUUCCCAUGUAUUCAUAUAUCAACAACAAAGAGAUGGCGACCCUGUCUGUUCCAGUUUCUUUUCCUUUUCCAAUGGAGCCCCAGUCUGAAAGGAAGAUACCAGUGGUUGUAUUAUGUGGUGCUCCUGGAUGUUCCAACCCAAAGAAAUACUCUUGCUCCAGGACAGGCAUUCCACUGUGCAGCCUCCAAUGUUAUAGUGUUAAUAUGUCUGUUCACAAACCAUUUAUUACUGCCUAAAUGUUCAUUAUAUAUAGAAAAAUAUAUACCUGUAUAUUUAUUUAA
Homarus americanus (American lobster) is the source of this 1206-nucleotide messenger RNA. RefSeq names its product INO80 complex subunit B-like. The record is from RefSeq and is a predicted model, not a curated record. NCBI's taxonomy places the organism in Eukaryota, Metazoa, Arthropoda, Malacostraca, Decapoda, Nephropidae. Gene Ontology annotation, biological process: chromatin remodeling. The transcript is spliced from 7 exons. Gene Ontology annotation, cellular component: Ino80 complex. Bases 163 to 1161 code for a protein of 332 amino acids.